AUGUCCUCCCAAUUCUUGCAAACUGAAAUUGCCAACCUAAUCCAGGAGUCCCGAAGGAAGAACACUGAUCUCCGAAAUGCCGCCGAACAGUCGCUGAAUGAGCUUAAGGCUCUGCCAUCAACCUCUGAGGCUCAAAUUGCAGCAGACCUUGUUCGCAAACCUAAAUUUGUCGAGCCAUUUAUCAUUGCAUGCCAUACUAAGCAUGCGAAGCUUGCUGGUAUUGGUGUUAUCUGCUUACAGAGACUCAUUGCAUCUCGUUCAUUGCCUUCAAGUCGCCUCAAAGAUGUACUCGGUGGGCUGAGAGAGACAACGAGCUUAAGUCUCGAUAUUCAAUUGAAGAUCUUGCAGUCUUUGCCUUCUCUCCUGCAGUACUAUUCCAAUGACUUGAGCGGGGACCUUCUCGCGAAUACAUUGGAAAUUUGUGCCACACUGCAAGCAAGCAAAACGAUUGCAGUUUCCAGUACUGCUGCGGCCACCCUUCAGCAACUAGUGGUUUCGACUUUUGAAAGAGUCUCGAGCGAAGACAAGCUCCCCAAUGAUGCAAAGAUUACCACAACCGUCAAAGUAGAUGGUCAGUCGAUCGAUGUUGGAAUUUUUGCCUACGAUGCAUUACAGGUAUUGGAUGAUCUCUGCCGUUUGGUGGAUGGAGAACAACUGCAAUUCUUGCGUACCAGAACCUUAUCUCCGCCAUUUGUACUGGAGCUCAUCGAGAGCAUUCUUUUGAACAGUGGCCGCCUCUUUGUAGGACACCCCGAACUUGCGCAAGUGCUGCGUGUUCGGUUAUUGCCAUUGGCUGUCCGUUGUCUAUCUGAGAGAUACUCAUUCGCCCAAACUGUUCGAGUGGCCCGAAUACUUCUCAUACUUCUUAAGCGCCACAUGUCGCUUUUGACUGCAGAAUGUGAGAUGGCUUUGAGUCUGAUCACCCAUCUUCUUGAGCCAGAUGGGACGGCACCUUGGAAGAGACUUCUGUGUAUGGAGGUCUUCCGCGGAUUGUACUCUGAGCCAGGAGCUGUGCGACUCGUCUAUACACUGUAUGACAGCGAAGAAGGGAGAAAAAAUGUUCUCCGCGAUCAUAUGGCCGCGCUUGUCCGACUGGCUUCGGAAAAACCGGCUUUGAUCGGAGUAAGCAAUCAAUCAACAGUACCAUCGCGUGCAGACCACUCAAGAUCGACCACUGAGGACCAGAUAACCUUGGAAACCGGUGGUGUUGCUGGUGUCAUUGGAUCAACUGUUCCUCCCAGCGAGACAAAGGUGCCUGGGAUCAGUACGCAGUGGAGUGUUGUUCGGACGCCGUAUAUCGAGCUUCUUGAUAAGACAGAUCCGCCUCCCCCUCCGGAUACUUACAUUUACAGUCUUGUUCUCAACUGUAUCAGCAGUUUUGCCGAAGGGCUCGCCAAGUUUAUUCUUCCCCUUACAGUACCGGAUCUGAAGCAAAGACGCAAGAACCGACUUAUGAGCCCCACAGAAGGCCCCGACUCCGCCAGAUCUUCACAGGACUUUACAGCAGGAGAAUCCUUGCGAGCACAGUCCACCUCACCUAUGAAGAAAUCACAUGUUCCAAUCAACCCCCUGGACUUGCAGUCUCAUAUUCAGUACUCCGCAAUCAAGACUUGUGCAGGGAUCAUAGAGAAUUGUUGGCCGGCUGUCCUGGCGGCAUGUUCUACUUUCUUGCGCGCAUCGUUAGAUGACGAGUACUACCACAAUCUCGUUCGUGCGUUCCAGAAGCUGGCUCAUGUGGCGGGUCUUCUGAGGCUAUCAGUGCCAAGAGAUGCUUUCCUAACCACCCUCGGAAAGGCUGCCAUGCCUGCAAGUGGCGGUGGCCACAAGUCACAAUCUUCCACUGCUACCGGCUCCCAGCAAAAUGACAUGCCUCAAAAGAAACGGAAAAGUGUUGAUAUUCCGCGCUCUGGCUCCGUUCAACUGGAUUCUACAGGAACAGGUGCUGGUGACGGUCUUCCGGUAUCCCUGAGCACAAGAAAUCUCCUUUGUCUGCGGGCAUUGCUCAACCUCGGAAUUGCUUUAGGGCCGACCUUGGAUCAGCCGGCCUGGUCCAUUGUUUUUGAGACACUUCAAUACACUGGACUUGUGAUUGGGAUGUCUUCCAGUGCAAUGGUUAAAUCGGCCAGUGGUGGAGAGACCCCGGCAGUCCCAGGAAAUGAUGUCCCGACUGCUAAUCUGGGGACCGAGGUCAUUGCGGUUCAGGCAGCUUCUAGCAAGCUGCUUGAAAGCACUAGCGAUUUCCCGAGUGCCUCCUUUGAGGAGAUUUUGCUUGCCCUGUUGAACCUAUCGCCAUUUACAGAGCAGCGUCGCCAAGAAGGUGCUGCAAAGGAAGUAUCACAAAUCCCAGGAUCGCCACAAUCAUCUACAGGAACUGGGCGCUUGCACCAAGGUUCUCGGCGUGUGUCGCACACAGUGGGCAAAUCAAGAAUGCUAGACGAGGAGCUGAAAUUCGUGCUGGAGAAAGGAAAUGAACUUGCUAGGGCAAAUCUCUCGAGACUAUCCUCGCUUGAAGAAGAUGACAACAAGGCAUGGCGGCUUCUGACACAAAGUCUCAUUUCUGCAUCCGCCAAUACUGCCAUCAGCCCAAACCUUCGCCUGCAGGCAAAUGCGAUUGUGAAUUCGCUUGUCUACCUGACGAUGAAACAGAGAGACGAAGACGACGAGAAUGUCUACAAUCAGGUUCAGACAAGGAAUCUCCAGACAUUGAAGGACCAAGUGACCUCUCUCUACUCCUCGGACAUGCAGACAUCCAAGUCUUUGCCGAUAACGAUUAUUGAAAUCCAUGAGCAGAGCUUGGAGGUAUUAAGGAACAUCCUGGAACAGUAUGCCGAGACUUUCGUGGAUGGUUGGCAUCUGAUUUUUGAUUUGAUCUCGGGUGUCUUCCAAAAUCUUCCACAGUCUGAAGCCGGUGAACAACCUUCCACUCCGCUGGAGCGCAGGGCAUCAGGUCUUCCAGCGGGCCCUCGUCUAGUUCGAGCUGCCUACAAGUCUUUGCAUCUCGUCGCCUCCGAUUUCCUUUCUCUACUUCCGGCGCCGUGUCUCUUCAGCUUGGUAAAUGCAUUCUCUAGCUUUGCCUCACAAACACAGGACUUCAACAUCUCCCUCACCACCACCUCUUUCUUCUGGAAUGUCUCAGAUUUCCUGCAGGGCCAGAUCGAGGAGUUCUCAAUUGGUCAUGUUGAUGCCUCCGUCAAUGAAGAGCAGCUAGCCAAAUUGGCCCGGGAUGAGGAUCCUGCUGUCUCCCGGAACUCCCUGUGGCUGUUGUUGUUGCUUCGCAUCGUUGAUAUCACAACAGACAGUCGUCCAGAGAUCCGAAACAGUGCAGUGCACACCCUUCUGCGGAUUUUCGAUGCCUACGGACAGCAGCUCUUGCCUAAAGCGUGGCGUCUUUGCUUAAAUAUGGUCCUUUUUAAGAUGGUUGAGAGAAUUGAGACCACGGUGAUCCAGGCCAAGAAUAAGCAGAGCAGUACGAAGUCUGAUGAUUUCAAGUCAUGGGUUGACACAACAGUUGUAAUGAUCAAGGGAUCAUCCAGUCUGAUCACAAACUUCUUUGAAACGCUCGUGCAGGACCAGAAGUUCGACCAGUCCUGGAAACGAUUCCUGAAGUACUUGCAAGGCUUGCUUGACUUGCAAAUCUUGGAGUUCAGCGAAGCCACAUUUUCUGGCCUUUCAGCAAUCCUACUCCGGGUGCAAAAUGCCGGCGAGCUUAGCAACGAUGCCCUCGAGUGUGCAUGGCUCCUUUGGGCAAACGGCCACCCGGCUGGUGAUGAAGAUGUCCUUGAUCUGGAACAAUCCAAUCAAAAUGCCGCAUUGGCGUACCUACAGACAUUCCAGCAGAUCUACCAUCUCUACAAAGAUCAACUGACCACCGAACACAUUGAAAAAGUCCUUGAACAUUUCCGCCUCCUCGUGUGGAACUCAGUCUCACCCCGCUACACUCUGGAUAUUGACCGACCUCUGGCCGUGCAAGCGCUAGUCAUCGAUUGCAUCAAAAAGCUAUGCCUAGAGAAAGAGGACUCCCAGCCAGCCAUUCUCUUGUGUCUUGCCGAAUUGUCCGAUUCAACACUCUCAAAAUGGAGCCCCGGCAACGACACCAGGAAACCAGCCUUUGUAGCAUUCUCCAAAAACAUCAUUGACCUAAUGGGCUGGUACAUCGCAGAAUUCGGCAUCAAACAAGACGUCUUCACAAACGGGGCACUCGAAACCGCGCUCAAGCACCUCAGCGCUCUAAUCGGACAAAAGUACACCUGGCAAGGAAAGGAUCGCGAGCCCUACCUCUGGCAAAAAGCAACAAUAGCUUCCCUAAAUAUCCUCCAAGUGGCAGUGCCCUACGUGGAAGACCAAUACAAACCCACCAACGAAACCGAAACAGCGCAAUUCUGGCACCGCAUAGUCGAAAUCACAAACGGAAUCGUCUCCGCCCACGGCUUCCAAGCCCACAACCUUCCAAGACAAAGAAUCACAACCGAUGAAACCUUCGACAUAACCUCCUUCACCAGACUCAAAACCCUCAUUCUCCCCUCCCUCGGCAACCCAGCCAUAAGAGCCUCCAUCCGCCGAGACUUCGCCCGCGCCCUCUUCCACUCCUCCUUCAUCUACGCCCCCCUCCGCUUCGACCUCCCAAACCCAAACUCCCAAAACACCAUCGACGGAAAUGAAAACCCCCUGGCGGACUUCUACAAUGUUCGUCCAGGCCGGACCUUCGAUCCACCCCCAACCCUCCGCCCACACAUGGCCUAUGUCUUGAUCGACACACUCUUCGAGCUAGCCGCUCAUCCGGCUCCAUCCACAUCCACCUCCCCAAGCCCAACAUCGGAAGCAGAAACCCUCCUCGCACGCGCUAUCUCACCAUACCUCCUCCUCCGCUGCGCAGUCUCGCUCAAAUCAUAUAUCGCAGACCAGCCAUUACGCGGUCUAAUGCCGCAACCUACACCUGCGCGUAAGGCCUUGCUGCAUCUCUUGCUGAAGUUGGUUGAGUUGGAGAGUGAGCCUUCUGCUAUCCCUGACCCGCCUGCGCUGAAGACGGUUUCGGUUUCGGUUUCGGUUGGCGGGGCUCAAGAUGGGUCGGAUGGUGGUGGUCAUUGCCGGAAGCAUUUAGAGUGGGUUUAUCCGCUUGUUGUGCGUGCUGUGCAGGUUGCUGGGAAGGAGAGAGAUGAUGGGUUGAUUUUGGGUGCUUUGGGGAAGGUUUUGGAGGGGAUUGGGAGGGUUGAGGUUUAG
This is a messenger RNA of Penicillium arizonense, 5217 nucleotides long. RefSeq lists its product as uncharacterized. NCBI's taxonomy places the organism in Eukaryota, Fungi, Ascomycota, Eurotiomycetes, Eurotiales, Aspergillaceae. Bases 1 to 5217 code for a protein of 1738 amino acids. The transcript has 6 exons. The record is from RefSeq and is a predicted model, not a curated record.